UUGUAUUUAAUAGAAAUUAACUCCACGAAACAGUCAAGUGAAGGCAAACAGUCCGUGGAUAUCGGUAUCCCUUACAAGCCCCAUACACUUUUACCACAACGAUCCCAGCCUAAAAAGCCAGAGCUUGAGUCUUGUGCUCGAAAGCGUACUCUCGUGGUUCCCGUUAAAUCGGUUCAUUCGUUGCAAGAUGACACGCAUGCACCUACCCGACGCUUCACUGCUGCACAGCAUUACGAUAUUUUCACAAGCCUUUUUGGUCCAGAUCGCUACUUCGUUCCUCAAGUAAACCUGGGCUUGCACUAUGCUGAAUCACCCCUGGCCAACAGUCUAAACUCUUCUAAUCUUCACGAAGUGGAUGCUCAUCCGGUAUACACGGGAAAUAUGAUCGCUGCUGAACACGCUGUGAAGGAGCCAAAAAUAGAUCUCACUUCGGCUUCCGUUGAGUACAAAUGGACCCUAGUUAUGAGUUGUCCGGAUGAACCAAUUAACGAGAUUCAGUGUGAGACUCCCAUCAAUGANGAAUACGUUCACUGGAUUGUGUAA
Echinostoma caproni is the source of this 543-nucleotide messenger RNA. The record is from the annotation of a GenBank genome assembly. Lineage: Eukaryota; Metazoa; Platyhelminthes; Trematoda; Plagiorchiida; Echinostomatidae.